AUGCUCUCCGGGGCCCCUCCGCCGCCCGCCGGUUUCCCCAACCCGCCGCCUCCGCAGCCUCCGCCGCCACCCCCGCCGCCCGCCGCUCCCCCCCACGGGCCACCGCUGCUGCCGUUCCCGGUGAAGGGCGGCCUGCAGAUCCGGAAGAAUGCCAUCACGGACGACUACAAGGUCACCACGCAAGUCUUGGGGUUGGGAAUCAACGGCAAAGUUUUGGAGAUCUUCAGUAAGAAAAGCGGCGAGAAGUUCGCUCUCAAGAUGCUGCAGGACUGCCCAAAGGCACGGAGGGAGGUGGAGCUGCACUGGAGGGCGUCGCAGUGCGCGCACAUCGUCCGCAUCAUGGACGUCUACGAGAACCUCUACCAGGGCAGGAAGUGUCUGCUCAUCGUCAUGGAGUGCUUGGAUGGUGGGGAGCUCUUCAGCAGAAUUCAAGACAGGGGAGACCAGGCCUUCACAGAACGGGAGGCUUCAGAGAUAAUGAAGAGCAUCGGGGAAGCCAUCCAGUACCUGCACUCCAUCAACAUCGCGCACCGGGACGUGAAGCCAGAAAACCUCCUGUACACCUCCAAGAGGCCCAAUGCUGUGCUCAAGCUCACCGACUUCGGCUUUGCUAAGGAGACCACCACGCACAACUCCUUGGCCACUCCGUGCUACACACCUUACUAUGUGGCCCCAGAAGUGCUGGGCCCAGAGAAGUAUGACAAGUCCUGUGACAUGUGGUCCCUUGGUGUCAUCAUGUACAUCCUGCUGUGUGGGUAUCCUCCCUUCUACUCCAACCACGGCCUGGCCAUCUCCCCUGGCAUGAAGAAGAGGAUCCGGAUGGGCCAGUACGAGUUCCCCAACCCUGAGUGGUCAGAAGUGUCAGAGGAAGUGAAGCAGCUGAUCCGCAACCUGCUGAAGACAGACCCCACCCAGCGCAUGACCAUCACCGAGUUCAUGAACCACCCCUGGAUCAUGCAAUCCAUGCAGGUGCCCCAGACCCCACUGCACACCAGCCGUGUGCUGAAGGAGGAGAAGGAUCUGUGGGAGGAUGUGAAGGAGGAGAUGACCAGUGCUCUGGCCACCAUGAGAGUGGACUAUGAACAAAUCAAGAUCAAGAAAAUUGAAGAUUCCUCCAACCCUUUGCUGAUGAAGAGGAGGAAGAAAGCAAACCCCACUGAGCCUGCUGCUCUACCCCACUGAUGAGGACACCCCCUCUGCCCACCAGCCCUAGAGAGAGAGAGAGAGAGAGAGAGGAAAAAAAAAAAGCAAUAACUAUAUUAUAUAUAAAUAUAUUUUUUAAGGAAAGAAAAAAGACAAAAAGAGACAAACUCUUCUAUCCAGAGCAUGGAAUUCAGACA
This is a messenger RNA of Indicator indicator, 1340 nucleotides long. It is a transcript of the gene MAPKAPK2, whose product is annotated as MAPK activated protein kinase 2. Gene Ontology annotation, molecular function: calmodulin binding; calcium/calmodulin-dependent protein kinase activity; calcium-dependent protein serine/threonine kinase activity. The transcript is spliced from 10 exons. The record is from RefSeq and is a predicted model, not a curated record. Gene Ontology annotation, cellular component: nucleus; cytoplasm. Gene Ontology annotation, biological process: toll-like receptor signaling pathway; vascular endothelial growth factor receptor signaling pathway; inflammatory response. The coding region runs from base 1 to 1182 and encodes 393 amino acids. Lineage: Eukaryota; Metazoa; Chordata; Aves; Piciformes; Indicatoridae.